This is a messenger RNA of Rhodamnia argentea, 1268 nucleotides long. RefSeq names its product exopolygalacturonase-like. Bases 58 to 1248 code for a protein of 396 amino acids. Gene Ontology annotation, biological process: carbohydrate metabolic process. The transcript has 4 exons. The record is from RefSeq and is a predicted model, not a curated record. Gene Ontology annotation, molecular function: polygalacturonase activity. Lineage: Eukaryota; Viridiplantae; Streptophyta; Magnoliopsida; Myrtales; Myrtaceae.
GGAGAUACGGCAAGGGCCUGGGAGGGAGACAAGAAUCCUCAUAGUAGAAGGGGAAGGAUGGCAAUCCGGUCGUACGUUGGUGCACUUCUGCUGUUGUUGUCCUUUUCUUCUACUAUCAACGCCGAGGUCUUUCACAUCGGGAAUUAUGGCGCAAAGGGUGAUGGCACAUCAGACAUAAGCCGGGCCUUGCUGAGUGCAUGGAAGGACGCAUGCGCAUCGAAUACUUCUGCUAAAGUGUUGAUCCCGGGAGGAACGUUUGCACUGUCGGAGGUGGUCCUAGAAGGCCCCUGCAAGGCCCCCAUGGAAUUCCAGCUCCAAGGCACGUUGCGGGCCCCAGCAGACCCGUCCCGCUUCAAGACCGACGGCUGGGUCGUGUUCCAGCACAUCGACGGCCUCAUCGUGUCGGGCGGUGGGACCUUUGACGGCCAGGGCAAGAUCGCCUGGGAGCAGAACAACUGCAACGGGGACACAAAUUGCCGAACUCUCCCCUUCAAUUUGAGGCUCAACUUCGUCGACAAUGCUCUAAUCCAUGACGUAACGACGCUCGACAGCAAGCAGUUCCACGUAAACGUCUUGGGCUGCAAGAACGUGACGUUCCGACAUUUCACCGUGACAGCGCCAGGCGACAGCCUCAACACGGACGGGAUCCACAUUGGACGGUCGGCUGGGAUCAGCAUUAUUGACAGCAACAUCAAGACCGGGGAUGACUGCGUCUCCGUCGGCGAUGGGAGCCAGCAGAUCUUUGUCACGGGGGUGAACUGUGGUCCAGGCCACGGCAUCAGCGUCGGCAGCCUCGGGAAGUGGAAGAACGAAGAGCCUGUGGUGGGUGUCUUUGUCAAGAAUUGCACCAUCACCGGCGCGACCAAUGGCGUGAGGAUCAAGACAUGGCCCGCAUCGCCGGCUGGCGUGGCCUCGGACAUGCACUUUGAGGACAUCCAGAUGAACGAUGUCGCCAACCCCGUGCUCAUAGACCAGGGAUACUGCCCAUGGAACCAAUGCCAAGCACAGGUUCCUUCCCUUGUUAAGAUCAGCAAAGUCAGCUUCAAGAGAAUCAAGGGAACCUCGGCGUCCCAGGUCGCGGUGAAGAUUGCCUGCAGCAAACUCGUGCCGUGCGAUAACGUCGAGAUCACAGACAUUGACCUCGCGUACCAUGGCCCCGAGGGCCCCGCUGUGUCGGAGUGCUUGAACGUCCGGCCUUUGAUCUCCGGCAGGCAAUACCCUCCGGCUUGUGCCAAGGUUGUAAGCUAAAAAAUUUGCUCUUUCUCGGU